AUGGGCUUCUUCGCGCUCGAGGAGUGGGCAGCUGCCAAUCGCGACUAUGACAAUACCACGGCGCCGUACUGGCAUGCGAAGUCUGUACCCGAUGGCUUCACCGCCAUCUCUGGAAUUCUUUGGUCUAUCUCGUACAUCUUGAUGGCCAAAAAGGCAUUCAAAGAUCGUUCGUACGCAAUGCCUCUCCAUUGUCUCUGCUUGAACAUCACCUGGGAGGCGGUUUACGGGUUUGUCUACGGCCCGGGGCUGCUAAAUCAGGUCGUGUUCGCGCAAUGGAUGAUUGUCGACGUCGUCCUCUUCUACGCCAUUCUUCGAUCGGCCCCGUAUGCCUGGAAGCAGUCACCGUUGGUGGCGCGGCAUCUCGCGGGUAUAAUCGUGGUCGGAUGCGUGGUCUGUCUGUGGCUGCACCUGGCGAUUGCCGCCACAUUCAUCCCAAGCAUUGGUCGACAGGUCGUGUUCAUGACUGCAUGGCCCAUGCAGGUCCUUAUCAAUCUCAGCUCAAUUGCGCAGCUAAUAUCGCGUGGAAAUACUCUCGGUCAUUCUUGGGGAAUUUGGUCGACAAGGAUGUUGGGUACGGUCGCCGCUGCAUGCUGCUUCUUCUGGCGCAUAUAUUACUGGCCAGAGCGAUUUGGAUAUGCGUGGAGUGCUUACGGGCAGUUUUUGCUGCUGGGUAGUAUCGGGUCUGACAUGGUGUAUGCUGUGGUUUACAUCUAUGUUCAAAAACUCGAGAAGCAGCUGGACUCUCUGGUUAACACCAAGGCAAAAAAGGCUCGCUGA
Molecule: messenger RNA, 777 nt
Organism: Penicillium samsonianum
Lineage: Eukaryota; Fungi; Ascomycota; Eurotiomycetes; Eurotiales; Aspergillaceae
Exons: 2
Coding region: 1-777 (258 amino acids)
Molecular function (GO): lyase activity
Source: RefSeq, a predicted model, not a curated record